Condylostylus longicornis is the source of this 1054-nucleotide messenger RNA. RefSeq names its product ras-related protein Rab-23 (gene Rab23). Bases 283 to 954 code for a protein of 223 amino acids. Gene Ontology annotation, molecular function: GTPase activity; GTP binding. The transcript has 7 exons. Lineage: Eukaryota; Metazoa; Arthropoda; Insecta; Diptera; Dolichopodidae. The record is from RefSeq and is a predicted model, not a curated record.
CUCGUGAACAUGUUCACAUAUUGUAGGACAUGGGAUAAAAAAGUGACUUAAAAUAAUUUUAUUUUUUAUUCGUAAAGGUUUAAUUAAUUUAUUAAAAAUUAAACGGUUUAUUAAAAUAAAAAAUAAAUAAAAAAGAUUCAAGCAGUAUAGAGCAACAAGUGACGUAGGAAAUGUAAUAAAAUUAAUUAUAUUCUGUAUAAUUUAAUAUACAGUUAACUAAAAAAAAAUUUGAGUAAAUAUAUUUAUUUUCGUACAUAGUAAAAAAAUUUGACAAUUUUUAAUAUGCGGGAAGAGGAACUAGAAAUAGCCAUAAAGGUGGUUAUCGUUGGAAAUGGUGGAGUAGGAAAAAGUUCGAUGAUUCAAAGAUAUUGUAAAGGAAUUUACACAAAAGACUACAAAAAAACAAUUGGAGUUGAUUUUUUAGAAAGACAAAUCGAAAUUGAUGGUGAAGAUGUAAGAAUAAUGUUGUGGGACACUGCUGGACAGGAAGAAUUUGACGCAAUUACCAAAGCAUAUUAUAGAGGAGCUCAAGCAUGCGUUUUAACAUUUAGUACUACAGAUAGAAAUUCAUUUGAAGCAAUCAAAGAUUGGAAAUUAAAGGUUGAAAAUGAAUGUGGAGAAGUGCCCACAGUAAUAGUUCAAAAUAAAAUAGAUUUAAUAGAACAAGCAGUAAUUACUCCAGAAGAAGCAGAAUCAUUGGCGAUGAAUUUAGGUUGUAAACUUAUUAGAACAUCAGUUAAAGAAGAUGUUAAUGUCGCUUCAGUUUUUCGAUAUUUGGCAACAAAAUGUCAUCAGUUAAUGACACAAACUCAUAAUGCUCUAGCUCCCGUUAGUCAACCAAAUAUAAGUGCCUUUAGUCCAACUUUCACAAAAUCUAAUGGGACAAUUAUAUUAAAACCAGCCAAAAAAUCUACAAAAAAGAAAACAGUGCUAAAAAAAUGUCGUAUGCUUUAGAAUAUAUUGUUAAAAAUUAUUAUUUUAAUUGUAAUUAUUCUUUAUUAUUUAACAACGUAUAUACGUAUUUUACUUUAAAAUAUAAAAUAUUUAAUUUGCC